AUGUUGACUCUGCCUUCCAUCAUAACUGUGCCUUGUGAAGUCAAGAAUGUAUUUCUAUUCCUUUCAGUUCUGGAGUUUGCAGCAGGAAUCCUGGCCAAUGCCUUCAUUUUCUUGGUUAAUUUUUGGGACGUGGUGAAGAGGCAGCCACUGAGCAACUGUGAUCUUAUCCUACUGUGUCUGAGCGUCAGCCGGCUUUUCCUGCAUGGGCUGCUGUUUCUGGAUGCCAUCCAGCUUAGCCACUUCCAGCGGAUGAAAGACCCACUGAGCCUCAGCUACCAAACCACCAUCAUGCUCUGGAUGAUCACAAAUCAAGCUGGCCUCUGGUUCGCCACCUGCCUCAGUCUCCUCUACUGCUCCAAGAUUGUCCGUUUCUCUCACACCUUCCUGCUCUGCUUGGGAAGGUGGAUCUCCAGGAAGAUCCCCAACAUGCUCCUGGGUGCUGUUCUUUUCUCCUGUGUCUGUACUGCCAUCUGUUUGUGGGACUUUUCAAGUAGAUCUCGCUUCACGGUCACAACUAUGCUAUUCAUGAAUAACAAUACAGAACUCAAUUUGCAAAUUACAAAACUCAAUUUCUUUCAUUCCUUCCUCUUUUGCAGCCUGGGGUCCAUCCCUCCUUUCUUAUUAUUUCUGGUUUCUUCUGGGGUGCUAAUUGUCUCCCUGGGGAGGCACAUGAGGACAAUGAGGGCCAAAACCAGAGAGUCUUGCGUUCCCAGCCUGGAGGCUCAUAUCAAAGCACUCAAAUAUCUCGUCUCCUUUCUCUGCCUCUAUGUGGUGUCAUUCUGUGCUGCCCUCAUCUCAGUGCCUUUACUGAUGCUGUGGCACAACAAGAUUGGAGUAAUGGUCUGUGUGGGGAUAAUGGCAGCUUGUCCCUCAGGACAUGCAGCCAUUCUGAUCUCAAGCAAUACCAAGCUGAGGAGAGCUGUGGAGGCCAUUCUGCUCUGGGCUCGGAGCAGCCUAAAGGUAAGGGCAGUUUACAAGGCAGAUCCCAGGACAUCAGGUCUAUGUUGA
Messenger RNA from Diceros bicornis minor, 1008 nucleotides. RefSeq names its product taste 2 receptor member 38 (gene TAS2R38). The transcript has a single exon. The coding region runs from base 1 to 1008 and encodes 335 amino acids. Gene Ontology annotation, biological process: G protein-coupled receptor signaling pathway; sensory perception of taste; detection of chemical stimulus involved in sensory perception of bitter taste. Gene Ontology annotation, molecular function: G protein-coupled receptor activity; bitter taste receptor activity. Lineage: Eukaryota; Metazoa; Chordata; Mammalia; Perissodactyla; Rhinocerotidae. The record is from RefSeq and is a predicted model, not a curated record. Gene Ontology annotation, cellular component: membrane.